AUGCUGGAGUGCAGGCAUGCUGUGAGGCGGCGCCGCACACUCGUGGCGGUGCUGCUCGCUGUUCACAUCGGCGCCGCCGUGUUUUUGAUGCACACCAGCACGGAUGACGCCGUCCCACAGCCCGUCCUUCAGGGAGAGGGUCAAGAAGGACUGGUUGGUGGAACGGGCCGCGGCAUGCAGCUUCUGGAGGGCCGCCGCCGUUCGUCAGACCCAUUAGUCACGGGGGACGGCUUCCGAUCGGCAUGCCACCUCGUGUUCGAUGAUACGUUAAGUUUGCGCGCGCAAAAAGAAUUCUUGGCUGAGAUCUUGCGGGCUGUGCGUGAGAAGCAAGACGCUCCGUCACCGCCGUCGGCAGUGGUGGUGUCCGUCUUUGUGCAGACGCACUUUAUGGAUAAGUUCAUCGAGUGCUGUCUUCGGCGUGUCCCACGUGCUGACUCGGAGUGGCAGCUGCUUCUGGUGUCACACAACAGCGACGUGUCUGCCCCAUUCAACAAGCGGAACCUGUACAACAAGAAGGACGACCAUUCUUACACGUAUCAGCUGGAGUGGGUCCUUGACAACCCGCGGGUGCGGGCGUGGUACUCCACCAACACCGCCGUCGAGCACCCAAAACUGUGGCCCAUCCCUAUUGGCAUUGAGAACUUCUACAACGCGUAUGGGAGACACGUGGAUGUAUACCGUGAAGCGUUGCAGCGCGUGCAACAGGACAAGAAUCAAAAGCUGACAGAAGGCAAAAAACUGUUAUUUGUCGCGUUUGGUCUGUCAAGUUAUUACAAAUAUCGUGUGGAGGUUUUGCGCCAUGUGAAGAAGGCAUUCGCGGCGGACGCAUCUAACGUCACAUUUGUUCAUCGACCAAGUAAACAGAAAGUAGUCACGGCGUCGGAUGUCCGUGACUACAUGAACACGUUGCGGGAACAUCGCUUUGUCUUGGCGCCGCGUGGGAACGGCAUGGACACACACCGUCUGUGGGAGGCACUCUACAUGGGGAGUGUGCCGAUUGUGCAGCGUUCCACAAUGGACACGCGUCUUCUCUCAAACCUCCCUGUAUUGCUUGUGGAUAGCUUCGCCGAUGUGACCCCUUCGCUUCUGAUGUCGCCGCAGGCAUUGGCACUGACGGCGUCGGAGCAUUUUACUGGUGUUGCAAGCCGCCUCCUCAGCAUGGGGUACUGGCGGCGCGUCAUCACAGCGGGCGGUAAAAUGCAGUAA
Molecule: messenger RNA, 1206 nt
Organism: Trypanosoma grayi
Lineage: Eukaryota; Euglenozoa; Kinetoplastea; Trypanosomatida; Trypanosomatidae
Product: exostosin
Exons: 1
Coding region: 1-1206 (401 amino acids)
Biological process (GO): protein O-linked glycosylation via mannose
Cellular component (GO): Golgi apparatus
Molecular function (GO): ribitol beta-1,4-xylosyltransferase activity
Source: RefSeq, a predicted model, not a curated record